Messenger RNA from Trichosurus vulpecula (common brushtail), 2178 nucleotides. It is a transcript of the gene CD4, whose product is annotated as CD4 molecule. The record is from RefSeq and is a predicted model, not a curated record. Gene Ontology annotation, biological process: interleukin-15-mediated signaling pathway; immune response; T cell activation. NCBI's taxonomy places the organism in Eukaryota, Metazoa, Chordata, Mammalia, Diprotodontia, Phalangeridae. Gene Ontology annotation, molecular function: protein tyrosine kinase binding; coreceptor activity; MHC class II protein binding. The coding region runs from base 262 to 1656 and encodes 464 amino acids. The transcript has 10 exons. Gene Ontology annotation, cellular component: external side of plasma membrane; membrane raft.
ACUUCAUUUCAGUCUUGACAGAUGGCAAAACCCUCUCCCUACUGUAUUUCUGGGUAAAGCUUCAAGUUCUCAUGAGGACACACCUGCAUCAACCAGUGGACCAGAUAUUGAUCAAGAAGGGGGAGAAAAAAAAGACAACUUGAGAAUCACAAAGGAGAGACCUCAUUUCCCCAGAGCUCUGACAAGCUUCUCCUAGACCUCCUUCCCACUCUAGCACCUCUGGGAGGAGGUUCCAUUCCUCACUUCCUUGAUAAGGCCAGUAUGGAUAGAGGAGCUACCUUUCCAACCUUGCUUCUGGCUCUGCAGUUGGUUCUGUUACCUGCUAUGACCGGAGGAAAGGAGCUGAUACUGGGUGAGGCUGGGGAAACUGCUGAACUGCCUUGUAAGUCUUCAGGCAAAAAAAACGUGGACUUUACCUGGAAACAACCGGACCAACUUGUACUUCUCAAGGGUUUCAGAAUAGGUUCACCAUCGAAGAUGAUAGGAAACACAAAAAAGAAAGAUAGAGUGGAUUCCUUAACAAAUCAAUGGGACGGGGGCAGCUUUCCUCUGAUCAUCAAAAAGUUGGAGAUGGCAGACUCGGGGACCUACUUCUGUGAGGUGGAGAACAAGAAGCAGGAAGUCCAACUCCUGGUGUUCAAGGUGACUGCCAGCCCAAGUGGCUCUGUGUUCUCUGGAGCCGAGGUGACUUUAACCUUGCACGGCUCUUCCAACCUUCCUGCACUCAAGGUGGAAUGGAGUGGUCCUGGAGAUGAAAAAAAAAGGAUCCUGAGUCAAGACAAGAAAACUCUGAACUUGGUGAAAGUGGGGCCCAACGAAGGGGGUCUCUGGGUCUGUACCAUCUCUGUGAAUGACAAAACCCUGAAAUUGAGCAACAGAUUAACAGUAGUUGGUUUCACAUCACCCUCCCAGACCCUCUAUAAGAUGACAGGCAAAGCCGCCAAAUUCUCCUUCCGUCUGAAUUUAAAUGAGCAGGAGCUGAACAGAGAACAGCCAAAUGGAGAACUGAAGUGGCAGGUGGAAAGUGCUGCCUCUCCCCCACAGUUGGCCAAGUUUUCGUGGAAGGGUGACUUGACUCGAGAAAAUGGGGCUCCAGAUUUCAAUCGUGAUCCCAAGUUCCCGCUCACCAUCACUCUUUCCCCUGUCUUGCCCCAGCAUGCGGGCUCAGGAGUCUUCUCACUAAGGUUUUCUUCGGGGACCGUGGAACAGGACGUCAACCUUGUGGUAAUGAAAGCUGUGUCCCAGGAAUCACCACAUCAGCUACUGCGCUGUGAAGUGCUGGGCCCCAUAAUCCCUGGGCUGAGUCUGAGAUGGAUUCGAGAAAACCAGACAGAAAUAAACCAGGAGGUCUCGAAGGAGCAAAGGCAGCUGGAGGUGAAGGAGCCAAAGGCUGGGACAUGGGAAUGCCAAUUGCUAAACCAGUCUGAGAAACUACUUAAAUCGGAUUCCUUCAAACUGAUGCCAAAGCAGGAGUGGAACCUACCCUUUUAUCUGGGCAUCAGUCUGGGUGCAGGAGCAAGCCUGUUGCUUCUCUCUGGACUCUGUAUAUUCUGUUGUGCCAGACGAAGGCACAGGCUGCGCCGAGCAGAGCGGAUGUCUCAGAUCAGGCGGCUCCUGAGUGAGAAAAAGACCUGCCAGUGUCCCCAUCGUUUUUAAUAAAACUGUAGCUUGAAGAGUUGAAUAUGGACUUGCCUGAUGUGUGAAAAUCCUCCAUCCCUACCUCAGCCUACUGGGAAGAGCAGGGAAGGUGAAUGUAGGAUUGAGACAUUUCAACUCCUUCCUAACCUAAUCCUGGACAUUGUCAGUGGCACCCUGCUCCGUAUUCUGCUGCCCCAUGAUGCAUCCACAACCUGAUGACUAAGCACCCCUUUCUUCCUCUGCCAAUGUGCCUCCACAUUUCAUUUCAUCUCCUCGUGCCUUUGGGCAGGGGGCAGGAUUGCACUUCUCUCAAUCCCGAGACUGAGAACAGGAUGUCUGUGGUUUGCAUUUUCCAGCUUCUUAUACCCCUCCGUUAGAAAUGUUCUGAGUCUAUGCUUAUUCCCUCUGGCCACUCUGCCCUGCUCUAUCUAAUAGCCAAAUAAACUUGUGGGUGUAUACUCAGGGUGUCCCUAUCUCCAUCUUACCCUACCCCAAAGCCUAGUAAAUAUUCAUCCUCGAGGUAAGCUCCUUGAGGGAAAA